Molecule: messenger RNA, 2187 nt
Organism: Anopheles merus
Lineage: Eukaryota; Metazoa; Arthropoda; Insecta; Diptera; Culicidae
Exons: 3
Coding region: 1276-1857 (193 amino acids)
Source: RefSeq, a predicted model, not a curated record
GAUCGGUGUUCAUUCGCUUGAAAUACUCGCGGCGAAGCGGAUCGUGCUCUUGAGCGAGUGUCUCUAAUUCCCCCACCCCCACCAGAAAGUGAAGAUAAGCCAAGGGAUUUUGGUUGGGUAGAUGUGAAAAAUAAAUCAGCCAGUUUUAAUCGUGUGACCCAAGUGACAAAACGCUCAAGUUCGGUGGAGGCGCGCCGGUGUGUACAUACGCCAAAGUCAAAGGUUACUUACCAGCGGUAGAAAUAAAAACGGUGAAGGUGAAAGCAGAAAAAGGAGGGCAGACGAAACGUUAUUUCGGGGCGUGUGUGUGUCUGUGUGUCUGUGUGUAAGUGUGUGCUGGAGUGUGUUGGCGAGCGUUAGGAAAUGAUCGUCAGCCGGCCGUCGUCGAACGCGCGACGGAAAGGUGAUCGCGGUGAACGCAACCGACGGUGAGCGAAUAACGUCGCUCGCGGUGGUGUUUGAUUGUGUGCCCCUUCACAAGUGAGGUGAGGUAGAAGAGCAGUAGAAGCCUGGGGAAGAUGUGAGAUAUAUCCCACGUCUGGAAGUAAACGCAGGACACGCUCAUCCACGCAGGGAAAGGCAAAGGAUCGCUUCGUAUUCAGCGCGAAGCCCCAUCGUCCAUUUUGUUCGCAAAGCACAAAAGCAAGUCUGUACUCGCGCGCGCUCGUGUGUGUGUGUGUUCCAACAAUAUCAACCCUACUUCCACCCCUACUCAGCGGGGUUGCCGGCAGCACCCCUCGAACUGACCGUUGAAGGAAAUCAAAGAUCAGCGGUAGCGGCGGCGCCGGCGUGUUUGGUGUUGUUGCGCAGUUUUUUUAGCACACUUGCGAGCCGACGACGGACACGGCGCACAAAACACGGCAAAACAUUAGCGAACGAUCGACCCAACUGACAGCCGGUAAUACGAGAAGAACGGAACGCCCUUUCGGUACGGUAAGGAGGCCAAACAUAAGGAGCUUUUUUUUCGGCUUUGGAAAUCGACCAUCCAAAACACGGCUGACGUCACACACGGCAGUGUUCAGAAGAGAACUUUGUAUCACAGAACCAAACAGAAGACAAGUACUUCUCUUCCACGUCCCCAAAAGGCCACGAUCGGUUAUUUUUUUGUGUGCUGCUAGCGUUUGUUGGUGCGGUUCGUUGCGUGUGCCAUACAAUUGAAGGGUUGUGGCAGCAGCAGCAGCAGCAACAGCAAAAAAGGCCAAACGUUUCAGCCAACAAUCAAGCAUCUUCUGCGUGCUCUUCUGUGGAUAAAAAAGAAGCAAAAACGAACCAGACAUGCUGAACCUCGAGACGGGCGAGAUCGAGUACGGCACGGUCGGCGGGUACGAUCGUGAGCGUAUCUAUCUGGACAAGGAGACGGGCGAGGUGAGCAGCGACCCGACCGAGCAGGCCGGGUCGCGGCGGCGGCGCUCCAAGUUCCACAUACCGAAGCAGUACCUCCGCAAUCAGUGCGGCAUCAUCGGCCGGCGGCCAGCGGCACCGGCCGCCCCGAGCGUCAGCUGCGCGCUGAUGGCGUGCAAGCAAAAGAUGAUACCGAUGAUGAAGGAGGAGAUUACGGUCGGCUAUAACAGUACCGCACAUCUGCUCUUCCUGCUGCCGCUGCUGUUCGUGACGCCGAAGCUGUUCGCGCUCGUCAUCUCGUUCGUCGAGGUGAUGCUGCACAUGUGGGCCCACCGGAAGAACAGCACAAACGGCAACCCGGACGUCUACUACCGCAGCCCGAUGCACGUAGUGACGCGCCAGUUCUGCGAGGUGUGCCGCCACGAGCGGCUGAUGGGCCGGGUCGGGAAGCUGCAGGACGUGCGGAUGAAGCAGAUGCAGAACUACUUCCGGAAGGUUACGCGAAACAUUGCUUAGCGAAAAAGAAGAAAAACAAAAACAUCCCGGAGGCGCUUGCUGUCUACUGCCCUUCCUACCGCUACGUACUACAACUACUGGUGUGCCCUGACACUCUGUGUUUUAAGCUUACGCUCGCUCCCUCAGCCGUGGAGGUCUGGGGAUGAUGACCGAUAAUGCUGCUGCGUGCUGCCAAUGUGUGCGUGCGUUUUUGUGGCUGGCCCCUUCCCAGAUUAUAUUGUUUUGUUAUUUUUCUUUCUUUCUUUCUUCUGUUCUACUUUCACAAAACACUGCGCUGUAAAGUGAUAGCGUGUACAGAUUUACACAUAUUAAUAAAGCAAUCGAAACGCG